CAUCUUGCUUGCCCCGAGAAGCGAUCAGACUGUCAUGGAAGUUGCCCCUGCCUUGGUUGGUGAUGGGCCACUGGCUUCGGCGGGAUCCAGCCGAUAGUAGUACUUUUCCAACCGCCAUUCUGGACGCCCACCUACGGAUGGAAAAUGGCUAGGGUCCAGUCUAAUGGACGGGUCAUCUCGCCCUUCUGCAUGUUCCUCCUGGGCCUGCAACCCCCGCGGCCCCCUCCCCUCGGAGGGUCCCACCUCCAACUCCCGUCCCUUACGUCGUCCGCGAGGCAGCGCCACGAGACCAGCAUACAUCAUCUGGCAGCAUUCCCCAUCGAUUUAUCCCGGUCAACUGGAGAUCCUCUCCUGCCCGGGAAAACCAUUACGCCACCCCGUGAUCACGUGACGCUUUCCGGGUCCGCCCAUGUACCCCAGGUGUCACUGUCUGUCCCUCGGCGCCCGCCCAGUGUGCCCCCAAUGUGCAUGCGCAGCUGCCCAAUCCCCGGAUUCUCGUCCGGUUCGGAUCCGGGGCAACACUGGCUAAGGUCUCCGGGUCCAAGCCACCACUCGGCCGCCAGGAGGGGUGUCUACGUGACCAUCGGCCAGCCCGACGAGAGGUCGACGGGGUACACGCACCCCCAGCCCCCCUCCCUACUCUCCCAGCCCCUAUCUACCCUACUCUGCCCUACCUUACCUACGUGGUAACUCCAGUCGACCGCUUCGCCCCUGUUCAUAUGUUUACUGGCCCACAAAUCAAACAUGGAGACUACGGCUGGAGAUGGAUCAGUAGCGAAGUUGAAGAUGGUCGCUGUUUUUACGGUCAAUUAUGGUCGCUUGGGUCCAUG
Molecule: messenger RNA, 830 nt
Organism: Aspergillus ibericus CBS 121593
Lineage: Eukaryota; Fungi; Ascomycota; Eurotiomycetes; Eurotiales; Aspergillaceae
Exons: 1
Coding region: 145-690 (181 amino acids)
Source: RefSeq, a predicted model, not a curated record